Varanus komodoensis (Komodo dragon) is the source of this 1734-nucleotide messenger RNA. It is a transcript of the gene IGF2BP1, whose product is annotated as insulin like growth factor 2 mRNA binding protein 1. Gene Ontology annotation, cellular component: nucleus; cytoplasm; cytosol. Gene Ontology annotation, molecular function: mRNA 3'-UTR binding. The record is from RefSeq and is a predicted model, not a curated record. Gene Ontology annotation, biological process: nervous system development; regulation of gene expression. The transcript is spliced from 16 exons. NCBI's taxonomy places the organism in Eukaryota, Metazoa, Chordata, Lepidosauria, Squamata, Varanidae. Bases 1 to 1734 code for a protein of 577 amino acids.
AUGAACAAGCUGUACAUUGGGAACCUCAACGAGAACGUUACUCCGGCGGAUCUGGAGAAAGUCUUCAACGACCACAAAAUCUCCUUCUCUGGCCAGUUCUUGGUGAAAUCUGGUUACGCCUUUGUGGAUUGCCCAGAUGAGCAAUGGGCCAUGAAAGCCAUCGAAACUUUUUCUGGCAAAGUGGAGCUGCAUGGAAAACAGCUCGAGAUUGAACACUCAGUACCUAAAAAGCAAAGGAGCCGCAAAAUUCAGAUAAGAAACAUCCCCCCUCAGCUACGAUGGGAGGUUUUGGAUGGUUUGCUAGCUCAAUACGGUACUGUGGAAAACUGUGAACAAGUGAAUACAGACAGUGAGACAGCAGUUGUCAAUGUCACCUACUCCAACCGGGAACAGACCAGACAAGCCAUCAUGAAACUUAACGGCCACCAACUGGAAAACCAUGCACUGAAGGUCUCCUAUAUUCCCGACGAACAAACUGUGCAGGGUGCGGAGAAUGGGCGUCGAGGUGGCUUUGGCACACGGGGUGCCCCGAGGCAAGGCUCUCCCGUGGCCUCAGGCGCACCUGUGAAGCAACAGCCAGUAGACAUUCCCCUCCGGCUUCUUGUUCCCACCCAGUACGUGGGAGCCAUUAUCGGUAAAGAAGGUGCCACCAUCCGCAACAUAACCAAGCAGACGCAAUCCAAAAUUGAUGUGCACCGGAAAGAAAAUGCCGGGGCAGCUGAAAAAGCAAUAAGCAUUCAUUCAACCCCAGAGGGCUGCUCUGCUGCCUGCAAGAUGAUCUUGGAAAUCAUGCAGAAGGAGGCAAAGGACACUAAGACUGCUGAUGAAGUUCCCCUGAAAAUCCUGGCGCAUAACAACUUUGUAGGACGACUGAUCGGCAAAGAGGGCCGCAACCUGAAGAAGGUGGAGCAAGACACAGAGACAAAGAUCACCAUCUCCUCCCUGCAAGACUUGACGUUGUACAACCCUGAACGGACCAUCACUGUGAAAGGUUCCAUUGAAAACUGCUGUAGAGCAGAGCAAGAGAUCAUGAAGAAAGUACGGGAGGCUUAUGAGAACGAUGUGGCGGCUAUGAGCCUACAGUCACACCUCAUACCUGGCCUCAACCUAGCUGCUGUUGGCCUCUUUCCUGCCUCUUCCAAUGCUGUGCCGCCACCUCCUAGUAGUGUCUCUGGGGCAGCUCCAUACAGUUCUUUUUUGCAACCUCCUGAGCAAGAGACGGUGCAUGUCUUCAUCCCUGCCCAGGCUGUGGGUGCCAUCAUUGGCAAGAAGGGGCAGCAUAUCAAACAGCUCUCCAGAUUCGCAAGUGCCUCCAUCAAGAUUGCUCCUCCAGAGACGCCAGAUUCCAAAGUGCGUAUGGUGAUAAUCACUGGACCACCAGAAGCCCAAUUUAAGGCUCAAGGGCGAAUUUAUGGAAAGCUUAAAGAGGAGAACUUCUUUGGGCCCAAAGAAGAAGUGAAGCUAGAGACACACAUCCGAGUCCCGGCCUCGGCCGCAGGGAGAGUCAUUGGCAAAGGAGGCAAAACAGUCAAUGAGCUACAGAACCUGACGGCAGCUGAAGUAGUUGUGCCACGAGACCAGACCCCUGACGAGAAUGAGCAAGUCAUUGUCAAAAUUAUUGGACAUUUCUAUGCCAGCCAGAUGGCACAACGCAAAAUACGCGACAUCCUCGCUCAGGUGAAACAGCAGCAUCAGAAGGGACAGAACAGCCAGGCGCAAGCACGGAGGAAAUAG